CACGUUUGUCAGAAUUCACAGUAUUUCUUCCAAUGUCAAUAUAUUUGAGUUUCAAGAAUUGUUUAGAGAAUUCGAAUCAUGUGCUUUUUGGGGCCGUCGUGCAAGUGGCUCUGUAAAUGCUCCAGUUUCAGAGCCAGCCUUUUCUGGGCUUGCUGGAAUAUCAUUUUUGGACUCGUUUUAAUUGAUCAAGUCUUGGACUUUGUGAGGGCGCAAAAACUGGCAACCGUAAUCAAAGUAAUCGGCUGUGUAUCCGGCGCGGGUUUCACUCUAUCUGGCGCCAUGCUGCUUGCUGGCAUUCUGAAGGGAUCGCGAUGCCUGGUCUGCGCAUCCAUAGUCGUCUGUGGCCUCAGUACACUCGUCAUUCACUGGCUGAUUGUUCCACUGGGUAAGAAGUUGCAGUGCAGUGUAAACAAAUACUGUGUAUACGUAUCAGAAAACGGAAAUGAAUACGGACAGCGAAUAUUACGUGGACUUGGAUCCAACGGUAUAAACCGAGGGACAGACAAAGUUAAUUAUUUAUAUUUAUAUUUAAAUUUAAUUGUAACAAUCAAUUUGGGCAGCUUCUAGCAAGUGCUAGUGCCAGAAUCGAAAUUCUCGUCUUCUAC
Molecule: messenger RNA, 605 nt
Organism: Drosophila obscura
Lineage: Eukaryota; Metazoa; Arthropoda; Insecta; Diptera; Drosophilidae
Exons: 4
Coding region: 79-567 (162 amino acids)
Source: RefSeq, a predicted model, not a curated record